Striga asiatica is the source of this 2225-nucleotide messenger RNA. Lineage: Eukaryota; Viridiplantae; Streptophyta; Magnoliopsida; Lamiales; Orobanchaceae. The record is from the annotation of a GenBank genome assembly.
UAUAGAUUAACUUUUAAACAAGUCUUUAAGAAGCCAAUUAUCAUCUUUCACCACUCCCCCCUCCAGAUUUACCAGAUAAAAGAUCUCUCUACAAAUCUGAAUAGAACCCAUUUCAGUUUUAACCUUUUCCUCCAAAUUCAUGUCCUAAUUUUCGCUGUAGAGCUCUUUCAUUCUUUUACAAAGAUUCUUAACUUUUUAUGCCUUUUCUGCCAUGGCAACUGCUUUGUGGUCAAAAUCCUCGAGAGAUACAGCUUCAGCUGCGGUUUCGCGGAUAAAAAACGUUAUUCAGCAUCAUACAUAUUGGGGUCGGGUCAACCAAUUCCGCCGGACUUCCGGAUAUCGUAUUGAUUAUCAAAGGAAUCAUAAUUUCCAUUCAAGCUCCCCCUUCAUUUUCGGGCCUUUCAUGCCCAUCAGAAAGAAUUCUUGGAGGUCUUUUAGCAUUGCGAGGAAUGUUCUGAACUAUAAUAGGUCGCAAGGUCCUCCGGACGGGGAUGGGAUUAUGUUGGGGCCCGGGAUUAAAUAUAUUCAGAUGAGUGAUGGGACCGGGCUGGAUACGGGCCCGGGUGGAGGAGGGCCGCAAGAGGGUUCAUGGGGCGGAUCAAAUUUGGGACAGAGUUUUCCAACACCAAAGGAAAUAUGUAAAGGGCUUGAUAAGUUUGUGAUUGGGCAGGAGAGAGCUAAAAAGGUACUUUCUGUAGCUGUUUAUAAUCAUUACAAGAGGAUAUACAAUGAUGCUUCUCAAAGGCUUGCUGGUGUGGAGACCUCAGAUAACUUUAAAGCUGAUGGCACUGAUGACGAGGAUGUGGAACUCGAAAAAAGUAACAUCCUUCUUAUGGGUCCCACGGGUUCAGGUAGGAAGACACUACUGGCGAAGACUUUGGCGAGGUUGGUAAAUGUUCCAUUCGUAAUUGCUGAUGCCACCACACUUACUCAGGCAAUAUGCAUCUUGUUGCAGGCCGGAUAUGUUGGGGAAGAUGUGGAAUCCAUUUUAUAUAAGCUGCUUACAGUUGCAGACUAUAACGUGGCAGCUGCACAACAAGGCAUUAUUUACAUCGAUGAAGUUGACAAGAUCACCAAGAAGGCCGAAAGCCUCAAUAUCAGUAGAGAUGUCUCGGGAGAGGGUGUGCAGCAAGCAUUGCUAAAAAUGCUCGAGGGGACCGUGGUUAAUGUUCCAGAGAAGGGCGCCCGGAAGCAUCCUAGAGGCGACAAUAUUCAGAUUGAUACAAAAGACAUUCUCUUUGUAUGCGGUGGUGCCUUCAUUGACUUGGAAAAGUCAAUCUCAGACCGACGCCAUGAUUCGUCCAUUGGCUUUGGUGCCCCUGUACGUGCAAACAUGAGAACAGGUGGUGUUACAAGUGCUGCUGUAACUUCAUCUUUGCUGGAAACAGUUGAAAGCAGUGACCUUAUUGCAUAUGGGCUAAUUCCAGAGUUUGUCGGACGAUUUCCCGUACUUGUUAGCUUGUCAGCACUUACUGAGGAUCAGCUUGUUCAGGUUUUGACUGAGCCUAGAAAUGCAUUAGGGAAGCAGUAUAAGAAAAUGUUCGGAAUGAAUGGAGUGAAGUUGCAUUUCACUGACAAUGCAUUGAGAUCGAUUGCUCAGAAAACAAUAAGCAAGAACACAGGCGCUCGAGGCCUAAGAUCCAUAUUGGAGAGUGUUUUGAUGGAUGCUAUGUAUGAGGCUCCAGAUGUUAGAAUAGGCGAAGAUAUAAUAGAUGCGGUUGUAGUUGAUGAGGAGUCUUUAGGUACCACCAAAGGUCGAGGAUGUGGGGCUAAAAUCCUUUAUGGAAAAGGGUCAUUCAACCGCUAUCUCUCGCGGCACGAGUCAAAGGAUUUAGAGAUGCCUGAAGAAGGUUCCGGAAGAGCGGUCGAGGUCGAACAGGAGCUUCCGCUUCCUUCAGUUGUUGCGUUGUAAACACUAAAUUAAGGUUCCAUUGUUUCUUGUCGUACAGCAUAAACCUGAAAAUGUUCCAUUAUUUAGAAAUGCAGUGUCUUGUAUUCUAUAGCCAUUUCUAUAAAUGUCAAUCAUAAAAGCACGUUUGCUACUGAUUGUUGUACCAUCUUAAUUUUUACUUAUGUAGAGCCUUCUUUCACAUAGUUUCUUAACAGCCUUGUUUGAAGAUUUUAGAAGGGUAUUAAUGUUUUCAUUCCUUCUUUUUCUGUAAGGGAAAAGUUUGACUUUUAUCAGAUGAGUAUCAGUAGUCCGCUGAUAGUUGCCUCAUAGCUCA